CACCCAAGUUCCGCUAUACGACCCCCACCUUCAGCUCCACCAUCCCAGUCCCCUAACUCCAUCAACAGCGAUUCCCUCCCUGGGACCUUAUCCGUUCCCGUCGACGACGUCCCUCCCGUCUCCUCUGUUUACUCUUCCACUAGGCCAUCCUACCUCCCUGCAAACGACAGCCACCUCCACCUUGUCGACAGGUAUGUUUGCAUCUCCCAUUCCACCUGCUCCUGCCUGUUUGCCGCCAACGCCUUCCCUCUCUUCACACCAGACAGGACACAGCCAGUAUUCUGCGGACAGUCUCAUACGAAAUCCAGACUUCCUGCACCAGGAUCUCAACAACAGGCUGCUAGCUCACCGAGACUCCAACCCCGGGGCUCUGUCUCCUUCGCCCUUCAUCCGCUCGGAGACUCACCAGCACCAGCAUCAACAUCUGCACAGUCACAUGCAUCAGCACACGUAUGGAGGCUUGAGUGCCGGUCCCGUGGUGCCACCGACACCUCCCUUGAUUGUGCCCAACUACAGUGCAGCUUUCACCUCCUUGCUCCCCCCAGGACCAUCUGGGUCUACGCUGGCAUCCAGCCUUCAGGGAGCCUUCCAACCCAAGAAUGUGAUGGUUCCAGGACAGGUGCUCGUGCCUUUCCGCGACAGAGAGAAGGGAAUUCCCCAACCGGGGCUGACUCCCGCACAGAAGAAACAAGGCAAAUGGUGUGCUGUCCAUGUGCGGGUGGCCUGGGAGAUUUUCCACAGACAGCAGAAAAAGCUGCAGAGAGACCAGGAUGGGACUGCCAGUUCAUCGUCUGCCUCCUCCGCCUUAAAAUCUGCAGCAGACUCUAAGCCUCUAGAACCAUUGCUGCGACCUCCAAGUAAUCUCUUGCCUGCAGCAUCAGCUGUUAUCAGGCCACCAGGGUCACCUUUGUUGGCUUCAGGAGCCCGAAGUUUACCAGAGGGUGCCCAUGCAAGUUCCAGUUUUUUAUCACCAGCUGCUAAUUUAGGCAUGGCACCUUUUCCAAGACCAUCUCCAUACAAUGUGCCAUCUUUAUUCAAUCCCCUUGGCUUUAGUGGUCUUGGUGGAAAUAUGUUUGCAUCAAUGCAUGAUAUGGUCCCUUUGCCGCUUUCCUCAAGCCUUAAUCCUUCACCCAAUGAAUGGAACAGAUUACAUCGCACUCCUUCUACCUUUCCAUCCUGGCCGAGGUCAGAAACCGAGAAGGAACGAGAAAGAGAAGUAAGGAAAGAGGAUGAACGAGAAAGGGAAAGAAGGGGAUCUUUAAAUCAUCAAUUAUCAGGACUUGAUGACAGUCGACACAAAGAUACAGAAUCUUUGAGGCCAAAAUCUAGGUCGCGGUCUCGGUCACCUGUAGGAAAUGGUCGCAUUGACCACCACAGCAAGUCAGACCUCGGGUCGUACGAGAAGCUCUACGAUGACAGAAGACCACAUUCAACAUCAGCAGCAUGUGCAAGUUCCAGAUUCAAGGAAGACAGGAGAAGUGAUGAAAUGUCAUCACUUCCUCACCAUCUAGCAGAAAGGGAGAAACUUGAGAGAUUUCACAGAGAGAAGCUGGAGAAAGACAGGUUUGAAAGAGAAAGACAUGAAAGAGACAGAAUAGAAAGAGAAAGAAUAGAGAAAGAGAAGUUGCUGCAGAGUGCAGCAGCGGCGGAGAGAGAGAAACUGUUACAGGUUAUGGAACAAAGAGAGAAGUUUUUUCACACAGGUGGAUAUUUAGGCUUCAGCCCUUUUACCACAGGGUUGCCCACCCACCCAGGAUUUCUUGACCGUAGAAUGGGACUUAUGGGACCCACUACAUCAGGAUAUCCAUUUUUAGAACGAGCUCCAGUGCCCACCGCGAUGUGGAACCCUUAUGACAAAUCUGCAGCAGACAUCUUCCACCGGCUGGAGGUCGAGAGGGAGCGUGAACGUAUCGCAAUGAUGUCUCGGCUUUCCAACAUCCCAUCCCACUUGGCAGUUUUUGAACAGGAGAGACUCAAGGAUCAUAUACUCCGGGAGCAACAAGAGAGAGAGUAUGAGCUUCGAAAACAAUAUCUCGACAGGGUUCCUGCAUUUACUGCGGAGCGCUUGCGAGCGGCAGAUCCAUUGGCACUUGGUGUCUACUUCCCUCGGACAGUUAGUCCCAUGUUUGUACCAGGAGGACUUGCUAGCCUCAAAAGUAAUUCUCCACAUGGUAUACCUGGAGUGCCACCACCACUCAUUCCAUCGUCCAGCUCUACAGUUGCAGCUUCAAUGCUGUCAGCUCGAAGUCACGACAACUCUCCAUCUUCUUCAAGUAAAUCAAAAGGAUGUAGUCCUGCAGAUAGUACCAGUGAUUUGAAAGACAAAAGAGAAGGAAGUUCAACAGAUCCGGAUGCCCACUCUAGGUAG
Molecule: messenger RNA, 2368 nt
Organism: Candidula unifasciata
Lineage: Eukaryota; Metazoa; Mollusca; Gastropoda; Stylommatophora; Geomitridae
Source: the annotation of a GenBank genome assembly